AUGAGAAUUAAGUUAAUAGAGGCCGUGCUGGCGGUUCUCCCACCAAGCUUCUCAGCGCAUUCCGCCCUGAUCGUUGCCUCAGGUGGACUCGCAUCCGUUAGCGCAAAACCAGAUGGUGUUCAUGGACUGGUGGGACUCAUUUACACGAAAAGCGCCCCUGUUUAUUCUUUCCCUUCCGCCCUGCUCAGUGAAUCAGGUGGACUCACAUCCGUUCGCGCUGGACUAGAUGGUGUUCAUGGACUGGCGGGACUCACUCGCACAAGAAGUGUGCCCCUCUCUGUCCGUCGCAUUCCCCCCUGCUUCUUGCCUCAGGUGGACUCACAUCCGUUCGAGCUGGACCAGAUGGUGUUCAUGGACUGGCGGGACUCGCAUCUCGCCCCAGGCACGCCCAUGCACAAAAGCAACGCCGACCUUCCCACGUUCCUCUACGCCAUGCCCCUCUCCCCGACCACCGUCUUUCUAGAGGAGACGUCGCUAGUGGCGCGGCCCGCCGUGGCGUUUGACGAGAUCCAAAGGCGCCUGGAAAAGCGCCUGGCACACCUGGGGAUUAAAGUGAACGCCAUCACCGAGCAAGAGUAUUGCCUCAUUCCCAUGGGUGGCGUGCUGCCAGACAUGCCACAACGCGUGCUGGGGAUAGGUGGUACAGCGGGCAUGGUCCAUCCCUCCACUGGCUACAUGGUGGCGCGGACGCUGGCAGCAGCACCAGUGGUGGCAGCGGCAAUAGUCAAGCAGCUGGAGCGGGAGGGGCGGGAGCAGGGCGAGCGGAGGGGUGGCGACAGCUUGUCAGCAAGCGUGUGGGAGGACGUGUGGCCGCUGUGGCGCAAGGAGCAGCGCGAGUUCUUCUGCUUCGGCAUGGACGUGCUGCUCAGGCUGGACCUAGCAGGCAACCGGCGGUUCUUUGAUGCAUUCUUUGACCUCACGCCCUACCAGUGGCACGGCUUCCUCUCCUCUCGCCUCAACAUCGUGGAGCUCAUCUCAUUUGGUCUCUCGCUAUUCAAGCACGCCUCCAACCCAGCGCGGAUUGAGAUCAUGGCCAAGGGACUGCCUGGGCUUGGCACACUCAUUCAAAAUGUCGUCAAGAUGCGCGUUUAG
Molecule: messenger RNA, 1092 nt
Organism: Closterium sp. Naga37s-1
Lineage: Eukaryota; Viridiplantae; Streptophyta; Zygnematophyceae; Desmidiales; Closteriaceae
Source: the annotation of a GenBank genome assembly